This is a messenger RNA of Pristis pectinata (smalltooth sawfish), 4491 nucleotides long. RefSeq names its product calumenin-like. Gene Ontology annotation, molecular function: calcium ion binding. The record is from RefSeq and is a predicted model, not a curated record. The transcript is spliced from 8 exons. Bases 136 to 1086 code for a protein of 316 amino acids. Lineage: Eukaryota; Metazoa; Chordata; Chondrichthyes; Rhinopristiformes; Pristidae. Gene Ontology annotation, cellular component: endoplasmic reticulum.
GGGGAGCUAUUUCCGUCUGAAUGCAGGAGUGGGCUAUUUCCGGUGGACCCUAGUUGAGUGAGUGGAGAAGCGACCUAAGAAGUGGAAAGAGGUGAAAUAGAACCUGCAUUCAGGCAAAUUGGAAAGACUACAGGCAUGAUGGGUUUGACAAAGCUGGUUUUGUACCUAACCAUGUGCGGCAUUUAUGCUCUGAGUAAACCCACUGAAAAGAAGGAUCGAACCUUCCAUGAUAAGGAGCUGAGUGACAAGGUGCACGAUGACACAGAGAACUUCGAUUAUGACCACGAUGCUUUCCUUGGAGCUGAAGAGGCAAAGACGUUUGACCAGCUCACUCCUGAGGAGAGCAAAGAGAGGCUUGGAAUGAUAGUAGAUAAAAUAGAUGAGGAUAAGGACGGAUUUGUGACGGAGGCAGAGCUGAAGGCUUGGAUAAAGCGGGCUCAGAAGAGGUACAUCUUCGAGAAUGUUGGGCGCCAGUGGCCAGAUUUCGACAGUAACCAGGAUGGGCUUGUUUCCUGGGAGGAGUACAGAAAUGUAACAUACGGCUACUACAUGGAAGAUGGAGAGGCUGAUGAUGGUUACAACUACAAGCAAAUGAUGGCGAGAGAUGAGCGUCGAUUUAAAAAGGCUGACCAGAAUGGUGACUUGUUUGCCACAAAGGAAGAAUUCACUGCUUUCCUGCACCCAGAGGAAUAUGACCACAUGAAGGACAUUGUUGUGUUGGAAACCAUGGAAGAUAUUGAUAAAAAUGGAGAUGGUUUCAUUGAUCUGGAGGAGUAUAUUGGUGAUAUGUACACUGCAGACAGUGAUGGCCAUGAGCCUGAGUGGGUGAAAACUGAGCGUGAGCAGUUCACGGAGUUUAGAGACCGCAACAAAGAUGGUAAAAUGGACAAGGACGAAACCAAAGAUUGGAUCCUACCAGCUGACUAUGACCAUGCUGAAGCCGAAGCCCGCCAUCUUGUCUAUGAAUCUGAUGAAAACAAGGAUGGAAAACUCACAAAAGAAGAAAUAGUCAAAAAGUAUGACCUAUUUGUGGGAAGCCAGGCCACAGACUUCGGGGAGGCCUUAGUAAGGCACGAUGAGUUCUAAGUACAUGGAUAACCACUGCAGAGAGAACAAGAAUCCAUUCCAUAAAGAAAGGAUAAUUUAUUUUUUACAAUGUGCUGUUUUCACAGACUUGGAAGCAGAGAGGGUUGGGGGGGGGAGGAGGAAGGGAGGGUUGGGGGAGGGUGAUUGGCAGGGGAUGGUUCCAAUGAAACAGCCAUCCUGUACCUAGAGGGCAACAUGUAAUUAGAUGUUUAUUUGCAAUGUAUCUGUAAAACCAAACUUUGUAUGUUGUACUUUCCCCUCCUUUGAUCCAAUAUUGCUGAACUUCUAAUCUGAUAAUCCCAUGCAAAAUCUGUAUAAUUUCCAGGAAACCUGGUUUGGCUUCUAGCAGUUCAGAACAAUUGUGAAGUGUGUUUUCAUCAGAUCUCUUUUUUUGAUUCCUGGAAAGUAAGAAGGGAUGAAGAGUGUACAGUUGCCAUUUUGGAGUUGCUUAAGGCAGUAUUGCUGCAAUGUACACAACAGAGAACAAGAUGCAUCUUCAGUAAACUACCUUGGCUGUCUUUUAGAUUGGAUUCUUGUAAUGUACUGUCAUGGUGACAGUGGAAAUGUCCUGUUAUCAUGUGAAAUUAAUGGGCAGGAGAAGACCAGCUGUAUCACUAAACUUUAGUGAAUCUGCUGACCAAAUGAGGGAGGGGAAAAAGUACUUCAGCAAAGUUUUCUCCAACUCCCUCUGGGUAUUAAAACUAGUCCUAAGAUCUCAUGGACUAAGUGUUUUCUAUGAUGACCUUUUUUCCCCCCAAAGUAGACAUAAUUGUAUAUAGUACUGAUCACACAAUAGCAAUCAUUAUAUUUAUCCCUCAGCUUUUCAGUGGCCUUUUGCUGCUAAUAUAGUUUAAAAAUACAAGUCUAGAAUUAAAGGUUUAUCUUUAGGAUAAGAAUAGGUGCCCUAUUCUGCUGAUCACAGGCUUUGAAGGCAUAUCUCUCAACUUAACCUUGUUCAAACAGGUAAUGUACAACUCUGUUAUUCUAUAUUUACUGCCAUCUUGUAUUUGUUGAGAAAAUAUAUUUGGAGAAUAUAAAUUAUGUACUUCAGUAAGAAAGACCCUUGCAGCCAUCCACUUAAUUCAGUAUUAUAUUUGUACAUACAAUGAAGCGCAUGUAGUUGUUUCUGUAAGUAUUAAUACAUUGUGUGUAUAAGAGGACUAUAUCUUGAAGUCCACUUACUUGGAUCAAAAACAGACUUCUAGGAACAGCAGAUAAGCAGCAAUAUCUGCUUUGAGAAACAAUCAAUUUCUGAUCUUAUUUCAAACUGGAAAACAAAAGUAGACUAAUAAUGGUGUGUGACUAGAUAUUUAUCUCGUCAUUGACAGUAUGAUAUGUAUUCUUUGCAUUUGACUAUACUGGUGUUCAGUUACAUGGAUUCUGCUGCCAUGAAUAGUUUGGAUGUAGAGAAUUAUUACAAUAAAGUUCACAAGUGAAGUGGGAAGGAGAUGUGAAGACUUCAGAGUGAUGGUUUAGUGUAGUUUUAUUUCGGUAUUGAAUGAAGUCUAACUCGUACCAAUCAUGUCCAUGUUACUGUAGUUAUUACAAUUAUUCCCUGGUGCAGUAAUGUGUUCUUACUGUUUUGAGAAUCCUGUUUAAAAAUUGCACAAUGCAAAUAAUGUAGUCUGACUGAUCUUUUCUCACUUCAUUGUCCAAAGCAAUGUCCAGGAUUAUAGUGUUCUCUCCCUACCUGUAACCCACCAGCUGUACGCCAACCAGUAUUUAGAAAAAAGCAAAAGGAGCAACUUAUGACAUCUUUGUCAAUGUUCUUUCUGCCUAAACAUUAACAUCUUUCUCAUUGAAUUGUAAGCCUGUAUUUAUGUUUUUAAUUUUGCUUUAUUCCUUGCAUUUUGUUUAAAAAGCCAGGGCGGGCUGCAUUUAAUAGAAGUAUUUCUUCACAAAGUAUUUAAGAUGUAGUCUUUCUUCCAUGCUUUGCCCAAUUCUUGCAUCAAAAUAAUGAUAGAAUCUCAGUAAUCAAGGUGACAUCACCAUAUGGGUCAUUCAGCUAAUUUGAAUUGUGUGGAUUGAGGAGAGUCUUGCAUAAGAUUAUAACUGGGCAGCAUUUUGCUCUGCACUACACAUUGGCUUCCUUUUGUUUCCAGGCCCUCGAGUCAAGCACCAAAUUCAAAACAUUGAAAAAUUGGAUCAGUUUCUUUGCAGAGUACUAUAAGCUUUUGGUGUGUGCUUGUGGUUAGUUGUCAUUCUCACUGAGUUGGUUGUGUAAUUAUUGUAACUUGAGACACUUAAUUACAGUGAUAACCUUAGGGUAUCUUUAUCCCUUCUGUUUAAUGUAAAUGUUAUCACCAACCCUUUGGUGUCUCUUAUGUAAAAUCUGUUUUCCAUUGUGCUUUACCACACCAGACAUGGAAGUAUACAUUGAGUUUACCAGCUGCCUUCUCUUGCCACAGUGUGCAACCAAAAGUCUUUCCCUCUGCAGACAUCAUAUUCUUCAAAAAAUCGUGCUUUGAGAGAGCUGCAGGCUAAUGAUCAAAGGAUGUUUGGAAUUGUAGUGCCACUUUAGCUUGUGACUGAAGGCUUUUACCAACUCCUUGUGCCCUAUUCCCUUUCCUCCCAAAGAAUCCUGAUUCCACUUGCCUAGCCUCCCUGCCAUGGAGCAUAUCAGUAGUUCUGUUUUUCUUAAGCAAGAGCCAUACAUUUACAAACAGGCUUUUGUGCAACUUUUGGGCAAACCAAGUUUUCUGUUUUCUAGUUAUGGAGUUCACUUAGUCACUGUUCCAGUUGACAAAAGGUAGGUGCAUACUAACAAGGUGAUCAGUGCUGACAUUUUUGUGCAAAUGUAAUAAGUCAUAUGUCAAAGUGAGCUGGGAAUUCUGGGAAAUAUUUUGCCUCAAAGUUUGGAUCGUCCCAGACUCCUCCAUUAUUAACCCACUGUGUAUUUUGAAUAAGAUGAGUGAUUUGAUGCCAUUUGAGUAACGAGCAAAAACUUGUAAUCAUGGUAUCUGCUGAGGCACGUGGACAAAGUGUAAGCAAUUACUUGAAGAAUCAGCACAUUAAACUGGUAAAAACCAAGAGGAAGGAACAGAUAGUUUGGUUUUAGCUAAAUCUAAAUAUACUGCAAUGUAAUGAGUGUACAGAAUGGAAAAACCUGCCCCCUCAGUUCCUGGUGGCAACUGGUGCAUGUUUUUGUACAUUAAGCUACUAGAAUCAUGUGACAAGAAAAACCUUAGUAGGUGAAUGGAUGCAGUACAUCAGUGGGAUAUUCAGCAUGUCUAGUACAUUUUUACCAAUCCCCUUAAAUUUUAUGCCCUGUGACCCUUGAGCUGAGUUGUUACUUGUAAUGUGCUUGAAGUUACACUAUGAACACUAGUACAUUUUAAUGUAAGAUGUUUGCUUGUGUGUGCUUCAAGUUGAAUUCUAAUCUUCAAUAAAGAUUUUUAAAUAAGA